Trichoderma asperellum CBS 433.97 is the source of this 701-nucleotide messenger RNA. NCBI's taxonomy places the organism in Eukaryota, Fungi, Ascomycota, Sordariomycetes, Hypocreales, Hypocreaceae. The record is from RefSeq and is a predicted model, not a curated record.
CUAUACCUCCCUAUUCGCAGCUCGACGGCGACCUUUUUUUUUCCGACGCUACCCAGCAAUUUUCCGUCCGCCGAGAGGUGGGAACCGGUCAGCAGGCUUGGGACCCUAGCGAUACGAGGUCCGGUGAUGGACAAAGGCGACGAGUGAGUCGGAGCGGCUGUCACCAGUGAUGGCGUCAAGCUCGUUGGGCGACACAAGCUCCAAUGGGUGGCUGCAUAAAGGAAAAAUCAACAUUAGCAAAUGGUCAGCUGAUGCAUCUCUGUGUUGGCUGUUUGUAUUGUAUAUUUCCUCCACCGGCCAAUGUCAAAAUAGAUGAGAAUAUACCACGGACGUAACAGAGAUUGAUUGAACCGGUUGAUUACAAAGGGAAAACCAAAUAUGCUCCUUGUUGGUAAGUUGGCGGUGGGAAGGUAUUUCUGGCUGAGACACGACCAGGUGGUUGGCCGGGAGCGUCCGGCAUGCGCGAAGCUAGGCAAAGAAAGGCGUAGGACUCACAUUAAUCUCGGAAGCACAACGCGCGCAAGAGCACAGGCUCUUAGCUGGUAAUUCCAAAAGGGCCCGAUGAAGAGGGGAAGAGGAUGCAAAAGGCGAUGAGCAAAAGAGGGUAGAGAAUUAAAUAGAUAGAUAGGCAAGAUGCAAGAAAAUUGAAGUUAUAGUACUAGUGAAGGGGGGCCAAGAAUACAGUUAAAAAUAAUGCAAAG